This is a messenger RNA of Penicillium manginii, 1893 nucleotides long. RefSeq names its product putative transcription initiation factor TFIID subunit 12. Gene Ontology annotation, cellular component: SAGA complex; SLIK (SAGA-like) complex; transcription factor TFIID complex. Bases 1 to 1893 code for a protein of 630 amino acids. The transcript is spliced from 2 exons. The record is from RefSeq and is a predicted model, not a curated record. Gene Ontology annotation, biological process: RNA polymerase II preinitiation complex assembly; DNA-templated transcription initiation. Lineage: Eukaryota; Fungi; Ascomycota; Eurotiomycetes; Eurotiales; Aspergillaceae. Gene Ontology annotation, molecular function: protein heterodimerization activity; DNA binding; TBP-class protein binding.
AUGGAUGGGUCCCAAGGCCAGGCCGGUCAGCCCAUGGUGCCGCCGCAGCAGCAACAGCAACAACAGCAGCAGCAGCACUCCAACCUCAUACGAACCGACCAGGUACAAAAGCUUCCGCAUCUCAAUGAUCAACAGAAGGCGCAGCAUACUCAGUUGGUGCGCACCCUCUGGGAUGUACUCAACAGCCGCGACGCGCAAAGUCACGAAUACCAGACAGCACAUUCGAAGCUGUCGCAGCUAUCACAAAAUUUGAUGAAGGGGAUGCGGAUGUUCCAGCAGACUCGCCAGCAGGCAAUUCAGCAACAAUCCCAGCCCCAGCCAACCCAACCGAUGGGACAGGUUCCCCAGGGCCAGCCUCAGCAAGGCCAGCAGGGCCAGCAGGGCCAGCCCGUCCAGCGCACUCAAUCGAACAACCCCCAGAACCUUGGCCAGCUUCUGCCACAAAUCCAGGCCAAGGUUAGCUCGUUGAAUUUUUAUCUCCCACCAAAUGUCACCAACGAGCAGGUCCAGACGUGGAUUCCCGAGGCCCGGUUGCGAUACGGAAUUGCGCUCCAGAAGCAGGAAGUCGGACGGGCUCGUAUUGCAGACCUGCGUCAGUCGUUUUCUCAGCGCCAAGCUGCUGGUAAUAUGACACAAGAGGAGGUGCAGGAAUUUAAGAAUCGUCAGCUAGCUGCAGAGAAACUGUUUCGCGAGGGUAGUGACUUCCUGAACAAGUUCAAAGAGCAGCAGGAGAGCUUUAAGAUGCAAUCACAGCAGCAAACCCAGCCGAUGCUCGCCCAGGCCCAAAACCAGGGAGCUCCAGUGGCACAGCAGAACAAAGCUGCUCCUGUAGCAGCCCCGCAGCCAACCCAGCAACCACCUCAGCAGGCAGUUCCCAAUCAACAAACCCAAAACACAGCCAGUUCGAUGCCGGGGCAGGCGCCAACCCCAGCACCUCACACUAUCAACUCGGCCGUCAACGCUGCACGUAAUCAAGCUGGACAGGCCAUGUCUCCCUCGACAUCCCAACCAGGGCAAGCGCCGCCUUCUGCAGGUGGCACGCCUGCUCCUUCCAACGCACCACCACCUAUCCAGCGUCCUCAACCUCCUUCCCAACAGGGAACUCCAGGCGCGCAAAUAACCUUCAGUCAAACUCCCAACGCUGAUGGUUCAACUCCUCCAAACUCCCAGCAAGGCCCCAACCAGGUUCCACCUCGCCCACUGACCCAGGCUACGGCUAUGCAACAGUCUGCGAACAACUACACCGCGCACCAAGGCCACCAGCAGCAAGCACAACAACAACAACAACAGCAACAGCCUAUGAACCAGGCUGCUAACCAGCAACAAGCUCACCCACCCGGUUAUCUCGCCAACCGUUCCGCCGAAGCAAGCGCUCGCAACAUCAACAUGGUCAUCCCCAAGAACCUAAACGUUUCAACCCCAGAGCCCGUCUCAAUGUCCACCCCACGACCCUCCCUCUCCGGCGGACCCAGCCACGGCGCAAUGGGUAUGAUGGGACAACCCGCCAUCCAGAAACACCCAGGUUACGUCCUCGAAGGCGAAGGCCAGCACGUCCUCAGCAAGAAAAUGCUUGACAUCCUCGUCCGCCAAGUAACCGGAGGAGGAGAUGGAGAAAUGCUAACUCCCGACGCUGAAGAGUUCAUCCUCCAAAUGGCAGACGACUUCGUCGACGACGUAAUCAGCCAAGCCUGCCGCCUCGCCAAACUCCGCCCCUCCUCUUCCCUAGAGAUCCGCGACAUCCAACUCGUCCUAGAACGCAACUACAACAUGCGCAUCUCCGGCUUCGCAACCGACGACCUUCGCACCGUCAAGAAACCCCAGCCUACAACCGGCUGGCUCCAGAAGAUGUCCGCCGUCCAAGCUGCAAAGGUAACUCAGGGCCGAACGGAGUAA